Messenger RNA from Phycomyces blakesleeanus NRRL 1555(-), 1957 nucleotides. RefSeq lists its product as hypothetical. Gene Ontology annotation, molecular function: protein binding. The record is from RefSeq and is a predicted model, not a curated record. The transcript has 10 exons. Bases 9 to 1895 code for a protein of 628 amino acids. Lineage: Eukaryota; Fungi; Mucoromycota; Mucoromycetes; Mucorales; Phycomycetaceae. Gene Ontology annotation, cellular component: spliceosomal complex.
CAAACAAAAUGAACAUUGAUGAUAUCUUCAAGAUCCCUGCCAUUCCAAGUGGCAGAAACAAGCGAAAGAUGCCAGAUACACCUGACAUUCAAUUCUUAGACAAAUACAAAGAAGCCGCAGAAGCUGCAGAAGCUGCAGAGGAAGAAAACGCCAAAGCUAGUAAAAAGCGUAAUGUAACAUUUGAAGACGAAGAAGAAGCUAGUGCAGCCACAUUCGACGAAGAUAUAGACGAUGACGAUGAGGGUCGAUUUUUUGGUGGUGGAUUGACUGAAGAACAAAGCCGACUCCUUGAUCUCGUAGAUCAAUACGAUGUGGAUGAGCCAGAAGCUUUGACCUCUCACAAUGUCAAGAAAAUGAUUCUCAAAUUUGAAAAAGCAAUUAACAAAAACCAAGAACAACGCGUUCGAUAUGCAGAAGAACCCGAGAAAUUUAUGGAAUCAGAGGCUGAUUUGGACGAAGAAAUAAAAUCGCUUUUGGCUUUGACUCAGGCACCACAUAUGUAUCCCGAACUUGUUAAACUCGGCAGUGUACCUUCUCUCAUGUCAUUGUUGAGUCAUGAAAACACAGACAUUGUCAUUGACGCUAUUGACCUGAUUAACGAAUUAACAGACGAGGAUGUUGGUACAUCAGAAGAUGAUUUGGAACGUCCUGAAGAUGCGGCGACUGGUAUAAAAACCUUUGUUGAUGCACUUUUGGAAAAUGAGCUUUUGAGUUUACUUGUCCAAAACCUUGAGCGUUUGGAUGAGAAAGAGGAGACUGAUCGACAAGGUGUAUUUAAAAUAUUGGGUAUCUUGGAGAAUCUUAUGGCUUUGGAACCUUCAUUGGCUGAAAGAAUUGCCCUUGACACCGAAUUUUUAUCAUGGACUCUUAAGCGUCUUCAAACUAAAGUGUUUGAUUCUAAUCGUGGUUAUGCAAGUGAGAUUCUUUCAAUUCUUCUACAAGAAAGCAGAGUCGUUCGCCUGAAAUUGGGCGAGUUGGGCGGUAUGGAUGUUCUUUUGAGGGUUCUUUCGGUUUAUAAGCGCAAGGACCCUCAGGAUGAAGAUGAGACUGAGAUGGUCGAAAACUUCUUCAAUGCCAUAUGCUCCAUGUUGAAUGAGCCAGAAAGCAAGAGUGCUUUCUUAGAAGGCGAAGGUGUUGAAUUGAUGUUAAUUAUGAUGAAAGAGAGGACAUUGGCAAGAAUCAGAGCAGUUAAGGUAUUGAAUUAUGCAUUGACGGGAGAGGAAGGACGACCAAAUUGUAUUCGCUUUGUGGACGCUUUGGGGCUAAAGACCAUGUUCCCUAUUUUUAUGGGCAAGGGCUUGAAGAAACUAAAGAAGUCUCACAAGGUUUUUGUUGAAUCAGAAGACGAAGAGCAUAUUAUGUGCAUAAUUCUUUCUCUGCUACGAAAUUUGUCACCUGAUGAGUUGCAGCGAGCAAGAGUAAUCCGUAAAUUUAUCGAAGAUGAAUACGAAAAGGUUGAUAGACUCUUGGAGAUGAAAGAAUAUUACGAAGCCAGAGAUCAGCGAGUACUUGCCGAGAUUGAGGAAGAUAAAAAAGGAUUAGAUGAAGAUGAAUUAGAAGAACUUAAGGAAGAUUUUUACUUGCGAAGACUCGAAGCUGGUCUAUUCACAUUACAACGCGUCUGUCUACUCCUAGCAGUACUUACUGCAGAAGACAAUGGCAUCAAAGAACAGGUUCUUAUGCUCAUGAAACGAAAAGAUGAAGAUAUGUCGAGUGUAUUCAAGAUAUUGGAAGAAGAAACUGCUUUGAUGGCUGACUAUGUAUAUCUGAGAAAAGUGGCAAUGGGAAAGAUUAUACAUACUUCAGAAAUAGGCGAGUUAAAAGAAGACCCUUCCGAGGAAAACCUUACGGCUAAAGACUCGGUGAAUAACGACAAAAUGGAUGAAGAUAAUUAAGCAUAAAAACGCACAAAAAUAAUAAAAGAGUUAUAAAAAUAUAUUUAUUGGGUAAACACAGC